UUGACCAUAUUGGUGGAAGCCAUGAUAUCGACUUGUUCUAGAAUAUUCGCAGGUAGCCUUCUCAUAGUCAAACCUACACAUACUACUUCACCAGUUUUCUCUGUAGCUCGAACACUCUCGCCUUGUCUCUCCGCUUCUGGCUUUCAGGUUCGCGCUAUGGCUGACUCUGCAACUCCCUUUAAAAAAGUUCAGAUUCAAAGGGAUGAUACUACAUUUGAUGCAUAUGUAAUCGGAAAGGAUGAUGCCCCUGGAAUCGUUGUGCUUCAGGAGUGGUGGGGUGUUGAUUUUGAGAUUAAAAACCAUGCUCAGAAAAUUUCUCAAUUUGAUUCUGGUUACAAGGCACUUAUCCCUGAUUUGUACCAUGGAAAAGUUGGGUUAGAUGUUGCAGAAGCACAACAUCUGAUGGAUGGUCUUGAUUGGCAAGGCGCUGUCAAAGAUAUUCAGGCUUCAGUUAACUGGCUUAAGUCAAACGGUUCCAACAAGGUUGGUGUUACUGGAUACUGCAUGGGUGGUGCUCUUGCCAUUGCAAGUUCUGUUCUGGUCCCAGGUGUCGAUGCAGUUGUAGCCUUCUAUGGAGUUCCUUCACCAGAACUUGCUGAUCCUAUUAAUGCUAAGGCACCUGUGCAGGCACAUUUUGGGGAAGAUGAUGGUUUUGUUGGAUUUUCAGAUGUAAAGACUGGGAAAGCUCUAGAGGAAAAACUGAAGACAUCAGGAGUUCCACAUGAGGUUUACUUCUAUCCACAGACUGGACAUGCAUUCAUGAACAAGUCGCCGGAGGGUGUUGAGAGGAGGAAGAAAAUGGGGAUGCCUGAUGUAGAAGAUGCUGCUGUCGAGCAAGCUUGGACCCGCUUCCGGUCAUGGAUGAGCCGCUUCUUGUCUGCCUAAGCUGUGGUACUUGUUUUCUGAUUCUAUUGUAGGUUGUGCCUUCUCAAUAAGUUGAUGUGUUUUGAUGCUCCAGAAUGUUUCCUGGAUGCUUGCUUUUGGAACUCGGUUCCUACGGUUCACAUUUAAAACUAAGUAUUCUGGAGAUCGGAUAUACGUGUUGUCUAUAGGGAUCUUUGGGGUAUUCCAUAUUAGUGCACUUUGUUACUCUGACCAGGAAAACAAAGUAUUGUGCAUUGAAAAAGAAGCUCGGUUUCUUAUUGUGGUUCAUUUUUUCAAGUCAA
Nicotiana attenuata is the source of this 1166-nucleotide messenger RNA. RefSeq names its product protein usf-like. Bases 22 to 885 code for a protein of 287 amino acids. Lineage: Eukaryota; Viridiplantae; Streptophyta; Magnoliopsida; Solanales; Solanaceae. The record is from RefSeq and is a predicted model, not a curated record. The transcript has 5 exons. Gene Ontology annotation, molecular function: hydrolase activity.